AUGCAGCAAAAAAGAAAAGCCCAAGAAGCUUUCUCUGCAAACACCACACAACCUCGCCUGAGUGCCUUCGCUGCGGCCAAAGCAAAGGCAGCUGCAAGUCAGAUCGCUUCUGAUGAGUCCUCGGAAACGGGUAUCACUACUCCCCCGAUCGUUGCAGGAGGACCUCAUACCAAUGGCACCGACAACCCACAACUUUCCACAUUGUUAUCAAGCUUUCCUUUGACAAAGGCUCAAGAGCUUGAUAGCCAUGCAUCUAGCGAUGAUGAGCAAGACGAUUCUGACUUUGAGGGCAACUAUUCUCGCGGCCACAACGGAACGACAUCUUACAAGAUCGAUCAACCAGUCAAACUUUCCAACUUACCUCCGGAUGCACAGUGUGUCAUUGCAGACACUCCGGAGAUGCUCACUUUGAAACUGGAAGCUGGAGAAACCGCUACUUUUGUUGGAGAAUACGAUCUACGCGUCAACUCUGGUUAUGUCAUGAUUUACGGUGCUGUGCUCAGAUCAGGGCCAACGAGACACCGCGUGUAUGCACCAACUACACACGCUCUACCAGUUGUCACUGCAAAAGGCGGUCCUGUUGAAGUCGACAUAAUCUCAACUGCUCGCUCGUUGGGUAUUCUGAGCAAGGUUUCUCCUCUCUGGACCAAACUUUGGUAUGCCCAGACUCCCAAGGAUGCACAAAAUGCAGAACCCGAGUCAAGGUCAUUUGCGCUGCUUCGAAACUCCUCUGACGAUCCUCUGAAGCGAGCUGUCACCGCGCUCGAAGUCGAGCAGGACUGCCAAGUCACCCUGAAUAGGGUGCUCAGCAAGCCAACAGCGACACAUCCAAGCUCGGUAAUCAUGGUGUCCGGCCCCAAAGGCUCUGGCAAAUCAACAAUCUGCAAGUGGAUAAUCAACACAUUCUUAACUGCAUCAAAAGCGACAGCAGCCACGUCAUGCUUUUGGUUGGACCUAGAUCCAGGCCAACCCGAAUACUCGGCGCCUGGUCUAAUGUCUCUUGUGCAAAUUCGAUCGCCUGUUCUCGGACCCAACUAUACACAUCCGUCUGGUCACGUCAGUUCGGCUCACAGAACAAUCCGAUCACAUACUGUCGCGGCCAACUCACCAAGAGAGGACGUCUUUCACUUCCUUGCUUGUGCGACGGAUCUACGUGACGAGUAUUUCCGUGCAUUGGAGGACUUUGCUGGAGCACCAUUGAUCCUCAACUGCUCUGGUUGGGUACUUGGAUCGGCCGUCUCGGCUAUGAUGGAACUGGUACAACAAUUUCCCCUGACAGAUGUGGUGCUUAUGGAGCCUAUGGAGAGAGACACUGUUGCAUCCAUCCAAGCCACGUUGCCAAUGGCCAAAGUGUUGAUGAUCCCACCCCGAUACAAGCCGGCUCAAUCCCGUACAAGCGCCGAACUGCGGUCCAUGCAAGCAAUGUCCUACUUUCACUCAUUGUCCCCAAGGAACGGGGUUUCACAAUGGACAAGCGAUCCACUCUCGCACAUUCACCCUUGGCACGUCAAAUACAACGGCCCUAACGCUGGUAUCUCAAACAUCAUGUCGUACGGCGAAGCAGUCAGCCCAGAGUUCUUGGCAACAAUCAUCGACGGCAUGAUUCUAGCCAUCUGUGAGAUUGAAUCUGACGAAGCAUAUGCAACUGUGCAAUAUAGACCUCCUCAUGCACCCUCGGCGUCAGCGGUAGAGAUGGGAGAGACCAUGACGGAAAGGAUCGGCAGAACACCAGAGGGUCUGCCCUACCUUCGUGCCGACAACAGUGGGUUGAUCCAACCGCUCGACCCACGGUUUUCGUGCUGCAAGGGAUUGGCUGUUGUCCGUGGCAUCAACGUAGCAAAACAGGAGUUGCAACUUCUUACACCCAUGACGGUCAAGCAGAUCAAAGCUCUGCAAGGGUCCAAGACUGUGUUGGUCAGGGGUAAAUUUGAUUCGCCUGGAUGGUUGUUCUUGGAAGAUACGUAUAGUGGAGAUCCGCAGAAGGUCAAGAGGCAAGAAGCGUUCAGCCUGAUGAAGAACAAGACUACCAAGCCAUAUGUUGCGCAAAGAGAUGCGAAUGAAACGGGAUUGGGGCUGGGAGAGAAGGAGUGGAGGGUCAGGCAUUUGCCGAGGAACUUUGGAGGCAGAAACGCUGUAUGA
This is a messenger RNA of Aureobasidium namibiae CBS 147.97, 2139 nucleotides long. RefSeq lists its product as uncharacterized. Gene Ontology annotation, molecular function: polynucleotide 5'-hydroxyl-kinase activity. Gene Ontology annotation, cellular component: nucleus. Gene Ontology annotation, biological process: cleavage in ITS2 between 5.8S rRNA and LSU-rRNA of tricistronic rRNA transcript (SSU-rRNA, 5.8S rRNA, LSU-rRNA). The record is from RefSeq and is a predicted model, not a curated record. The coding region runs from base 1 to 2139 and encodes 712 amino acids. Lineage: Eukaryota; Fungi; Ascomycota; Dothideomycetes; Dothideales; Saccotheciaceae. The transcript is spliced from 2 exons.